Grus americana (Whooping crane) is the source of this 3194-nucleotide messenger RNA. RefSeq names its product leucine rich glioma inactivated 1 (gene LGI1). NCBI's taxonomy places the organism in Eukaryota, Metazoa, Chordata, Aves, Gruiformes, Gruidae. The coding region runs from base 395 to 2026 and encodes 543 amino acids. The record is from RefSeq and is a predicted model, not a curated record. Gene Ontology annotation, molecular function: protein binding. The transcript has 9 exons.
AGGAGGUUGCUCCUCGGCGGGCGGGAGCUGCCAGGCGUCCCCGAGGGCCGGGCUUCAUGCAUUAGGUGUGUGCGCUGCCCUCACCGCGGCACAGAUCUCGUUCAGAGCCGUAUUAACGCCCUGGCAGCCUCGGCAAGCCGGUUGGAUUUUCCCCAUCUUACAGCACCUCGCAGGUCUCUUCUCUGAGCAGUACGUUGCCUGAGUGAGUGGAAACAUACAGAUCAGCUGCAGGUUUCUGUCUACAGAAACAGAGUGAAAGAGAAAGAAAAGGGUUGGGAAAGCAGACAAAUAUUGACCUGGACUUAUAGAAAGACAUCCAAUGGCUGAAUAAAGAACCCCUGUUCAUGUUUUGGGAUAUUCUUUCAACUGGCUGGAACGAGAGCGGAUCAAAAGAAUGGGAAAUGCCAGCAGACCCUUUAGAAGAAUUGCUUAUUUCUUUUGCCUUUUAUCUGUGCUUUUGCUGACUGAAGGGAAGAAACCAGUGAAGCCAAAAUGUCCUGCCUGGUGUACUUGUACCAAAGAUAAUGCUUUAUGUGAAAAUGCCAGAUCUAUUCCUCGCAGCGUUCCGCCUGAUGUUAUCUCACUAUCCUUUGUGAGAUCUGCUUUUACUAAAAUCCCAGAAGGGAGUUUUUUGCUCACACCAUCUCUGCAGCUUCUGUUGUUUACAUCCAACACUUUUGAUGUUAUUAGUGAUGAUGCUUUCAUGGGCCUUCCUCAUCUAGAAUAUUUGUUCAUAGAGAACAACAGCAUUAAGUCAAUUUCAAGAAAUACUUUCAGAGGACUGAAAUCUUUAAUUCACCUGAGUCUCGCAAAUAAUAAUCUCCAAUCGCUUCCAAAAGACAUAUUCAAAGGCUUGGAUUCUUUAACAAAUGUGGAUCUUAGAGGCAAUGCAUUUAAUUGUGACUGCAAACUGAAGUGGUUAGUGGAGUGGCUGGGCAGCACCAACGCAACAGUUGAAGACAUUUACUGUGAAAGCCCACCAGAAUAUAAGAAGCGCAAAAUCAAUAGCCUCUCUCCGAAAGAAUUUGAUUGCAUUAUUACAGAAUUUGAAGUUUAUCAGUCCCUGCCAUACCAAUCUCUGUCAGUAGAUACUUUCUCAUACAUGAAUGAUGAACAUGUGGUUAUUGCUCAGCCUUUUACUGGAAAAUGCAUCUUUCUUGAAUGGGACCAUGUAGAAGUGAUGUUCAGGAAUUACGACAACAUUACAGGUACUUCAACUGUUGUGUGUAAACCUAUAGUUAUUGAGAGUCAGCUGUAUGUCAUUGUCGCGCAGCUGUUUGGAGGCUCCCACAUAUAUAAAAGAGAUAUUUUUGCUAAUAAGUUUAUAAAAAUUCAAGAUAUUGAAAUCCUUAAAAUCCGAAAACCCAAUGACAUUGAAACUUUCAGGAUUGCUGAAGACUGGUAUUUUGUUGUUGCAGACAGUUCAAAAGCUGGUUUCACCACGGUUUACAAAUGGAAUGGGAAUGGAUUUUAUUCCCAUCAGUCUCUGCACGCCUGGUACAGAGAUACUGAUGUGGAGUAUCUUGAAAUAUCCGGCAAACCACAUUUAAUUCUGUCAAGUAGUUCCCAAAGACCUGUAAUAUAUCAAUGGAACAAAGGAACAAAUGAAUUUGUUAAGCGUUUUGAUAUCCAAGAUAUGGAAGAUGCAUAUGCAGUGAAACAUUUCAAAGUGAAAGAGGAUGUAUACAUUUGCUUAACAAGAUUUAUUGGGGACUCUAAAGUAAUGAAAUGGGGUGGUUCAGCAUUUCUGGAUUUACAAAGGAUGCCAUCCCGAGGGUCAAUGGUAUUCCAACCGCUUCAGAUAAGUAAUUAUCAGUAUGCCAUUCUUGGAAGUGAUUAUUCUUUCACUCAAGUCUAUUAUUGGGAUGUUGAAAAGGCAAAAUUUGUGAAGUUUCAAGAAUUAAACAUACAGGCACCAAGAUCUUUCAUACAUGUCUCCAUCGAUAAACGAGAUUUUCUCUUUGCUUCAAGUUUUAAGGGAACUACAUUGAUUUAUAAACAUGUCAUAGUUGACUUAAGCGCAUGACACUCAUAAUUCUGAGAUUACAUCAGACUUUCUACCAUAAGUGGACAAAAUGAACUAAAUGCAUGAUGACUCUCUUAUCUUACUUCCAAAUGAAUGCCUUUAAAAGUUGAGAUUGCUAGAACAAAGUAUUACUAGUAUCUUCAUCUUUAAUUGUCAAGUCUAGUGGUGUUGGAAGUUGCAUUUUUUAACAAAAAGAAAUUAAAUUAACUGUUCUUUGCAUCCACAGUAUGUAAAUAUGUGUGCAACUGCAUCUGUUGCUAUAAAGAAUAUUAAGAUGUACUUUUCCAUUUAUUUAUUCACCUGUUUGAAACAACUGCCAAAUAAAAUGUUUACAUUUUGUGUCUUUCACAUUCCAAAUAUUAUUUGCAGGUGAUACUUUUUAUUUGUGUAUAUAUUAUACACAUAUAAAAUAAACCCAAGAAGGCAUAUUGCCCAAUGCAGUGUUGUACUGCAUGGAAAAUGCACAAUAGCAAAGAUCGGGUGGGUUUUACAUAUAACCAGAAGUUCUUGAUAAAAGUACAGCAUGGAACCCCAGUUCUCUAAAUGAUCACUUGGACAUAUCCUUGCAUUUGUGUGAAGCGUCACUGAUUUAAACAGGAUUCCACCCAGAAAAAAAGGGUUCAGUUACACAGGUCAGGUUGUGGGAUGGAAGGGUCAAUUAUAUACAUCCAGUUGUAGGAUGGGGCUUUGUACUGUGUAUGGUUGGAAGUACCUGAUUUAAAAAAAAAAACCACAAAUCAACAAAAUAAAAGCUGAUGUAAAGGUCUGUCUUUCUCCACCUCAUGCUGAAGCAGCACAAAACAAAUGGCUGGUAUGACACCAGGGCUAGAGGUACAGCUUAUUUCUCAGCUAGCAUCAUUUCUGUAUCUGAACUGUCACACAUCACUUGCAUUAAUUCUGUGUAUCCCUGACAAGUCUUUCCACUGUAACUGUAAUUAUUUAAUCUUCAAUGAAUUUAUUAAUUAUUUGAAUGAAGUUAGUGAAUGUGAAGUCGUUUUAUUCCACUGUCCUGCAAUGAAGUUGAGUAAGAGAUACUUCUGAAAUUCAGGGAACUUUGUGGCAGGCCAAAUUCAGCUGGUGUAGCAUACACAACUCCAGGGAAGCUACCUAGAUCUGUUAAAUUAUGCCAAGCCUGAAUUUCUCAUGAAAAUCUAUUACAAACUCAAAA